Messenger RNA from Blepharisma stoltei, 759 nucleotides. The record is from the annotation of a GenBank genome assembly. NCBI's taxonomy places the organism in Eukaryota, Ciliophora, Heterotrichea, Heterotrichida, Blepharismidae.
AUGAAAGAAGCUGCUCUCUGCGCAAUUAUUAAAGGCUUUGAACACUCCAAGAAGCUCCAUGGUAUUGAUGAGCAAAAAAUCAGAUCCUUAAUCCAAGGUCUUGAUUUCGACCAAGAACCUUUUUUUAUCAAAAUCCGAGAGCUUAUCUCCAACGUCGUCUGCAAAUUAGGCCCACAAAAAGCCUGUGAGACCUUUCACUUGCCUUCUUCUAUGUCAGAAUAUUUCACAAGCUCAUCAAGCCCUUCAGAAAACGCUUCAGAGUCAGACCUUACAAAAGAAAAAAAGAAAAUCGCUAUCAAAAUGAGCAUGAGUGGGAAGAACACUGCAGAAAUUGCAUUAAAAUUAGGUGUCAGAGAGACAAUGAUUCAGCAAUGGAUUAAAGCAGUUAAAAAACAUAUAGGGACGAAAAAGAGAAAAAUCAAUGAAAAUGAAGAAGUUAGAGGAGAAAUGGACAGUGAAGGGAGCGAAAUGCCGUCAGAUGAAGGGUCAAGCGAUAUGGAUUCUUUUGAGGAUUCAGAUGAAGAAAAACCGAAGAAAGGGAAAAAUGCCAAGAAAAAGAUAGAGAAAAUGCCUGCAAAGAAAAAAGAAGAGAAAAAGGAAGAGAAAAAAGUUGAGAAAAAGCCUGAUAAAAUAGAGAAAAAAGCUGAGGAGAAAAAGAAUAAUGAUCUGAAAGCAGCAGCACUUAAUAGCCAGCUAAAAAAUGCGGUGGCGAAUUUGGAUCCGUUUGAUGAUUUGUAUCUUGAAGCUGCACUUACUUAA